This is a messenger RNA of Maniola jurtina (meadow brown), 1903 nucleotides long. Its product is annotated as probable basic-leucine zipper transcription factor R. Lineage: Eukaryota; Metazoa; Arthropoda; Insecta; Lepidoptera; Nymphalidae. The transcript has 6 exons. The record is from RefSeq and is a predicted model, not a curated record. Bases 158 to 1831 code for a protein of 557 amino acids.
UCUGGUAGCGCGCAUACAAGCGGCUUGGCGGUCACGCGCGUCGAACGCCGCCGUAAAAAAACAAUUUUCCAAUCUCAAAGUCUCAAACUGACUUCCCCUUAAAUACUUUAAAAUACUCGCCGUAUUUUGUGCUAGUGCUUCCGCUUAAACGAGAAAAAUGAAGACUAUUUUUCUGCUUCUCGCCCUCGCUCUCUGCGCUCGCUCCGAAGACGCAAACAAGACCAGCCAGCCCGUGGAAACUCAAAAUAAGGACAAAAGACAGACUGAGGAAGGCACUCAACAGCUAGUUUAUAGAACAGCUAGAAAACAGGACCAAGUGGCGCCUGUUGAAGAAAACCACCAAGAAGAUGAUAAAGGACAAAGAGGUGGAUCCGAAGAGUAUCGACCUGGCCAGGUGUACUCCCUCAACGUGCAAGAACUAUUAGAGCUGCAGCCGGAGAGAAAAGCUCCUCUUGGAAGCAGCCAGCAGCUGCAACAGCUGUACACCAAUCCUCAACAGGAGCACCGGCAGAAUCUGCAACAGUUUUACUAUUUGGAACCACAGUUGAGUCGACAGUUUGCUCUUCAACCAUCAUCACACACUGUGAUCGCACGUCCACAUUACUCAUCCAACGGUGGGGAAGCAUCAGUUGGUGCAGCACUCUCAGUCAGUGACACUGCAAGCUCGUCUGAAUCCUUGGACCAGGAACUCCUCGCUCUUCUCAGACAGCAAAUAAGACAAGAAGACACCCGCCCUCAGACUUUCACGCAGACCCAACAACCUCAAUUGCAAGCUCAAACUGUUGCAAGUCAAUAUCAGCCGGUGGACGUUCCAUAUAUUUCAAAACCAUUAAAGAAACCAUUGAAACUCCGCUCCAAAGUCCAAACUGCUUCAACACCGACAUCAGCUCCUCAACAAUACUUGAUAGAGACUACUAACGUACAACAGCAGCAACAUCAAUUCCGACCGAUUCCUCAAAACCAGAGAGUCCCGCAGACUCUACGCUACAUCCCGAUCCAAUCAGCCCAGGCAGCAGUGCAACAACCUUUAUACGAAAGACCAGAAUCCCAAGGUCUCAAAGUUGUCCCUGCACCGCAGUUGCAACAGCUCAAUCCUCAAUACAACAACUACAGAAUUCAAUAUCAGCAAGAAGCGGCACCAAAACAAUACCGAAUUAUCGACACUCCUCGAGCACAAUCAGUGAGACAGGAACAAGCCCGUGUUCUAUCCAACGAAAGACCAGUCACAUAUCUAAAGCGAUACCAAGAGCCUGAAAAACUACGAAUAGUCCCAACUGAACAAAGUAUUCACGAAGGAUUAUCUUCAGUCCAGCGACCUGUUCAAAUCGCUGAUUACUACUUACGUCCCGUAUAUAGAUCAAACGAGCAACGAGCUCGAUAUGACUUACCAUCUGCAACACUUAGACCAGUGGAGCAAGGGAGAAGCUUUGACACAGUAAAAACGCCACUCUCUUCUAUUUAUGUUAGCAAAAAUAUUGCACCCAAAAAGGUUGCAAGACCCGUUGUGAGAUACGAACAGGUGCCCAAGAUAGAGCAACCUUAUAGAAUAGAACAAGCAAGCACAGAUCAAGUGAAUGUAGAACAGCACACCCAAAAUAUUGCGGAACAAAGAUCACAUUUGCCUCCUCCCAGAAAUAACAAGGCUUAUACUCCAGAGGAAUUCGCGGCCUUGGUAGCUGCUGGUUAUUCUGUGACACCUGUACCUGUCACUCAAGAAGGUACACAAGUGGCCCAAUCCAGGUCUUCAUCAGAACCCAUUACAGUUCAACAACGCAGGCUUUACAGCAGACGCCACCAGUAUCUGCCUCUGAGAGGAGAUGAUGCACCAUGAAUAACAGAACAAUGAUAUUAUGUACAUAGUAUUAGGUUAACUUUAUAGAGAUUAAAAUUGAUGAUACAAAAU